AUGACAGUUCCGUACAAUUCGUACAUUCACACGGUCACGUUUGCUGGUUUUUUCAAUUUACUCUUGAAAUGGAAUGGGAGCGUGUAUAAAUUGCUCUGGCGUACGAUGCUAAUAUACGCCAUUAUUUACGCACUAAUUGCAGUCAUUUAUCACUUGUGUUUGACGAGAGAUUUCAAAAUAUUAUUUGAAAGAAUGUUUGACUACUUCAACAUGUUCCAAGAGAACAUUCCAGUAUCCUUUGUCCUUGGUUUUUACGUCAGCUGCAUCGUGGGUCGUUGGUGGGAGCAAUUCAAUGCCCUACCCCACCCAACCCGUUUGGCCAUCUACGUGACCUCUCACAUCAGAGGCACUGAUGAUCGCACUCGUUUGGUCAGAAGAACAAUUAUGAGAUAUGCGUGCCUGGGUUAUGUUCUUACCAUGGUAACAGUUUGCGGGCCAGCCAAGAAGAGAUUCCCGACAUAUAAGCAUAUGAUCAAAGCCGGCAUUCAUUCACUCAUUUCAGGAUUUAUGCUUUCGAGUGAGGGGAAGAUCCUUGACAACCUGAUAACCCAUUUCAAUAAGUACUACGUGCCAUUCGUGUGGGCCAGUACCCUAGUAGCACAAGCUCGCAAGGAUAACAUGAUCAAGGAUGAUUUCGCCUAUCACUGUCUUCUAGAUGAAUUGAAUUUUUUAAGACGAAAAUGCCAGAUGAUUUUAAAUUAUGAUUGGAUAAACAUUCCGUUGGUUUAUACGCAGGUGGCUACGAUGGCCGUCUACAUAUUCUUUGUCUCAUGUCUCAUCAGUAGACAGCAUAUACCUGUCUACACUGAUACAGGUGAGAUGAUCGUUCCGCUUUUUACCUUCCUACAAUUUUUGUUCUACAUGGGGUGGCUUAAAGUGGCAGAAGAACUGAUCAACCCAUUUGGAGAGGAUGACGACGAUUUUGAAAUCAAUCCAAUGAUCGAUAAAAAUUUCAAGGUUGGUUACAUGAUUGUCGAUGAAAUGCACGGCGCAUGUCCCUCCCUCGUGAAGGAUCAGUAUUGGGACACCACGGAUGUCCAGAUGCCCUACACUGAGGCGGCCCUACCAUUCUACAAAGAUCCUGGCCUUCUUGGAUCAGCCAACCUCGUCGAGUAUUUUUUUUGUUUAGUGUUAUUUUUAGAGGCGUUAUUUUAUAAAGUCAACAAUUUUGUUGCUUGUCUGUGUUGUUCGUUUGAAUCAUUAAUGUUUGGAAGAAAUGAAUAA
This is a messenger RNA of Helobdella robusta, 1224 nucleotides long. RefSeq lists its product as hypothetical. The transcript is spliced from 10 exons. NCBI's taxonomy places the organism in Eukaryota, Metazoa, Annelida, Clitellata, Rhynchobdellida, Glossiphoniidae. The record is from RefSeq and is a predicted model, not a curated record. The coding region runs from base 1 to 1224 and encodes 407 amino acids. Gene Ontology annotation, molecular function: chloride channel activity.